AUGGCUUCCAACCCCCCUGGAGCUUGCUGUGCCUCCGGCUUCAAGCACGAAGGCAACCCCGUCGGCGAGCUGAAGAACGUGGGUGGUGUCAACACCUACGUCGUCUACCCCAAGGACAACAAGACCCCCGAAAAGGCCGUCAUCAUCCUGAGCGACAUCUUCGGCGUGUACGUCAACGCUCAGCUGCUCGCCGAUGAGUUCGCCGCCAAUGGCUACCUCUGUGUUCUCCCCGACCUCUUCCGCGGCGACGCCAUCAGCAUUGCCGACAUGGAGUCCGGAAAGGCCGAUCUGCCCAACUGGCUCCCCAAGCACCAGACGGCCCAGGUCGACCCCAUCGUCGAGUCCACCAUCAAGUAUGUUCGUGAGGAACUGGGUGCCAAGCGCGUCGCUGGUGUCGGCUACUGCUUCGGCGGCAAAUACACCUGUCGCUUCCUGAAGCAGGGAAAGCUUGACGUUGGUUACACCGCCCACCCCUCCUUUGUUACCAAGGAGGAGCUCGGUGCCAUCGCCGGACCCCUGUCCAUCGCCGCCUCUGAGGUCGACCAGAUCUUCACCACUCAGCUCCGUCAUGAGUCCGAGGAUAUCCUGAUCAAGACCGGCCAGCCCUGGCAGAUCAACCUCUUCAGCGGUGUCACCCACGGCUUCGCUGUCCGCGGCGACGUGAGCAACAAGCACCACAAGUUCUGCAAGGAGCAGGCUUUCUGCCAGGCCGUUGUGUGGUUCAACCAGUACCUGUAA
Molecule: messenger RNA, 738 nt
Organism: Aspergillus terreus NIH2624
Lineage: Eukaryota; Fungi; Ascomycota; Eurotiomycetes; Eurotiales; Aspergillaceae
Product: dienelactone hydrolase family protein
Exons: 4
Coding region: 1-738 (245 amino acids)
Molecular function (GO): hydrolase activity
Source: RefSeq, a predicted model, not a curated record